This is a messenger RNA of Boeremia exigua, 1137 nucleotides long. RefSeq names its product HAD-like domain-containing protein. Bases 71 to 928 code for a protein of 285 amino acids. The transcript is spliced from 2 exons. The record is from RefSeq and is a predicted model, not a curated record. Gene Ontology annotation, molecular function: phosphatase activity. NCBI's taxonomy places the organism in Eukaryota, Fungi, Ascomycota, Dothideomycetes, Pleosporales, Didymellaceae.
ACCUUGAGGUAUCAAUUGUACCUUGAUCAGCUAACGAUACACUUACAGCAGAUCUCAAAAGCCCAUCAAGAUGAGCUCAGACACCACCCCGCCACCCCGCAUUCGCGCGGCGUUGUUUGAUAUGGACGGCCUGCUUAUAGAUUCCGAAGAUAUAUAUACAGAAGUCACAAACAUCAUCCUCGCACGUUAUGGCAAACCUGAUAUACCAUGGUCCAUCAAGGCGCAGCUGCAAGGCCGUCCUGGGCCACAGGCUGGCCAGAUCUUUCAGGACUGGGCCCAGCUCCCUAUCGACGAGGAUCAGUUUAAGGCAGAGCAGAAGGAGCUUCAGUUGAAGCUCUUCCCAAACACAAAGCCACUACCAGGUGUCCUGGACUUGCUGGAAGGUCUGAAGAAGAGGGGCGUACACAUGGCGUUGGCGACGAGCAGCAACAAGAACAAUUUCAAGAUCAAGAGCGAGCAUCUGGGCGAGCUCUUCCAGAACUUCGCGCUCGAACACCAGGUCCUUGGCGACGACCCUCGGAUACCCGCUGGCCGUGGCAAGCCUGCGCCAGAUAUCUAUCUCCUUGCGCUCUCUACCCUCAACAAGACGCUUGAGGCGCAAGGCCAGCCACCAAUACAACCAGAGGAGUGCUUGGUGUUUGAGGACAGUGUACCCGGUAUUGAGUCGGGCCGGAGAGCGGGUAUGCAGGCAGUUUGGGUACCACACCCCGGGCUCUUGAAAGAAUACCAGGACAGGAAGAAGGAGGUAUUGGCUGGGCUCACUGGUGAACACAAAGAGGAUGAAGAGCAACAGCUGGAAAAGACAGAAGCCGAGGCCAAGCAGGGCAAGAGAAAGGUUGGCAUGCCUGGUGAGAUUGAUGAUGGCUGGGCAAGGCUGUAUGACACCUUGGAGAACUUCCCGUACGAGAGUUAUGGCAUGAAGCAUUAGUCUACCCGAGAAGGAGGUUUACCUAACGUACAUGGCGGCAUGUUACGUUUGGACUUGGUGGACGCUAUAAGCGCGAAACACCUUAGAUUAUAGCCUUUAGAGGACAAAAGCAUUUGUCCUCUAGAUGCUGUGCUGAUCAAAGUGUGUAAAGCUCAUAAUCAGUAAAUGAAUAAUUGUAGCAAAAGAUCUCGUCGCAGCUAUGAAGUUCU